Molecule: messenger RNA, 801 nt
Organism: Mercenaria mercenaria
Lineage: Eukaryota; Metazoa; Mollusca; Bivalvia; Venerida; Veneridae
Product: putative deoxyribonuclease TATDN2
Exons: 1
Coding region: 2-796 (264 amino acids)
Molecular function (GO): hydrolase activity, acting on ester bonds
Source: RefSeq, a predicted model, not a curated record
GAUGACUAACCCAUCUCUGAAAGAGAUGAGUAAUCUGAACCCGCUAGAGUCUCACGAGGUUCACCUCGUGGGAGUUGUAGGGGUUUUCUGUGACCCUGAGACUUACCCUACACAGGAGGGUAUUAAAUCAUGGUCUGAACAGGGUGUCGUACCGGUCGUGGGACUCCACCCCCGGAAGGCGCUUACCGAUAAAGGGUUCAGUAAGCUGGCGGAAGUUCUCCAAUUUCCGGAGGUAGCAGGAUUGGGGGAGAUAGGUCUUGAUCGAACUGAACCUGCUGAAAAAUGGGCUGAACAGCUCCGCAAGGUUGAGCAAGUCUUGACUUUGCUGCAACCGGAGCAUGUGCUCGUUAUUCAUUGCAGAAGUUUGACAAACCUUUCAGAUGAGUCUCUGUUAACUAUGUUUUACUUGUUACAGGGUCAUCCCUCAGUCAGUAAGGAGCAGCUGAUUCACCUUCACUGCUUUACAGGGUCUUUGGACAUAUUACAAAAAUGGUUAGAGGUGUUCCCUAACACUUAUGUUGGGUUCACAAGUAUGAUCUGUAAGUCCAAUGACUACCUAGACAUGCUCCGGAAACUAGAGUCUUCCCGUUUGCUCCUUGAAACGGAUGCUCCUUAUUUCAGCCCGCCACGCUGUAAAAAGUCCAAUCCCUAUAUGAUUGGAUGGGUUGCAUCCAGGGUAGCUGAGGCCAGAGGCCAAUCUUGGGGUGACCUCCUCAAGUUGGCAAGUAAUAACGCAAAAAGACUGUACAUUGAGAAGCUCCCUCCAGUCUCAAUGUACGGUGAUGAGUCCGGUUAAGCCAU